Messenger RNA from Colletes gigas, 1856 nucleotides. It is a transcript of the gene AsnS, whose product is annotated as asparagine synthetase [glutamine-hydrolyzing]. The coding region runs from base 154 to 1803 and encodes 549 amino acids. Gene Ontology annotation, molecular function: asparagine synthase (glutamine-hydrolyzing) activity. Gene Ontology annotation, cellular component: cytosol. NCBI's taxonomy places the organism in Eukaryota, Metazoa, Arthropoda, Insecta, Hymenoptera, Colletidae. The record is from RefSeq and is a predicted model, not a curated record. The transcript is spliced from 10 exons.
AUACCAUAUAAUCAAUUCUGUUCACAUUGUAUAACCAUUAUUUGAAUCGCAGUACGCAUAAAAACGUUCGUAAAGAAAAAAGAAUUCUAUUUUUUUAAAAACCAUUCCUUUUAUAAGAAUCAACAAAUUAAGGUACAUUUUAUUUAUAAUAAAAUGUGUGGAAUUUGGGCCCUCCUUGGGUUGGAUGAUCAACCUUUCACCUGUGUGUGUAAGAACUUUGAAAAAAUAGUACAUCGUGGUCCAGAAGCCUUUAGAAUUGAAUUCGAUAAAGCAGUCAAGAAUGGGUAUAUUGGAUUUCAUAGACUGGCUAUUGUUGAUAGUUUCCAUGGAAUGCAGCCCAUGAGACUUUAUACAUAUCCACAUCUUUUUUUAUUAUGCAAUGGUGAAAUUUAUAACCAUAAAGAACUUGGCCAGGAAUAUGGAUUUCAAUACAGUACUGAAUGUGAUGUUGAAGUGCUAAUACACUUAUAUGCAAAGAAAGGUGCAGAAAAUGUAGCCAAAGUGCUUGAUGGUGUUUUUGCUUUUUUUUUAAUGGACAUCAAAAAUAAAAAAAUUCUUAUUGGUAGAGAUCCUUAUGGAGUUAGACCUCUUUUCCGAUUAAAAUCUGAUGAUGGACAACUUGCAGUUUGUUCAGAGAGCAAGGGACUUAUGGAAAUAACAAAACAAAUAACAUCAAAAUGGAUAUUAGAACCAUUUAAACCAGGUCAUUACGAACAGUAUGAAAUCUUAGACAAUGGUAGAACAAAAUUACUGACAAGAGUAAAUUUUAAAAUGUAUGAACCUUGGGAUGCUUUGAAUACUACAGAUAUACUUGGAAACAUAAGAACAUUACUUUCAGCAGCUGUAAACAAAAGAUUAAUGUCUGAUAGAAGAAUAGGAUGCCUAUUAUCAGGUGGUCUAGAUUCAAGUUUAAUUGCAGCUCUACUCGUAAAAUAUGCAAAAGAGAAAAAAUUACCAUACAAAAUACAAAGUUUUGCUAUUGGAAUGAGUGAUAGUCCAGAUAUCAUUGCAGCUAGACAGGUUGCAGAUUUUAUAGGAACAGAACAUCAUGAAGUAACUUUUACAGAAGAGGAUGUGACAGAAAUUUUGGACAAACUCAUCUACCAAUUAGAAACUUUUGACAUUACCACAAUUCGAGCGUCCAUUGGCAUGUACCUUAUCUCAAGAUACAUUAAACAUAAUACAGAAACAACUGUAAUAUUCAGUGGAGAAGGUGCAGAUGAACUGGCACAAGGAUAUAUAUAUUUCAGAGAUGCACCUGGUUCAUUAGAAGCUCAUGAUGAAUCUAUUCGAUUAUUAAACGAUAUCUAUUUAUAUGAUGGCUUGAGAGCAGAUAGAACAACUAGUGCUUUCAGUUUGGAACUACGAGUUCCAUUCUUAGAUCUUCAGUUCACAAAUUAUUAUCUAUCAUUGGAUGCUACUUCCAGGCAACCUCAAGGAGGGAUUGAAAAGUAUUUAUUAAGAUCUGCAUUCGAUGGUACCAAUCUAAUACCGUCAAACAUACUUUGGAGGCAUAAAGAAGCAUUCAGCGAUGGUGUAACAUCAGCGAAAAAAUCUCUUUUCCAAAUCAUACAUGAAAUUGUAGGUAAACAUAUAUCAAAUGAAAUCAUGGCUAAUGCUUAUCUUGCAUAUUCUCAUUGCACUCCAAAAACCAAAGAAGCACUAUAUUAUAGAAUCGUCUUUGAGAAACAUUAUGGUGGACAAGCUGAACGUUUUACACCAUACUUCUGGAUGCCACGUUGGGUAAAAGGAGUUCGUGAUCCAUCUGCACGAUUUAUUUCUCAUUAUGCAGCAGAUGUAUAAAAUGAUAACAAAGAAACUAAAAAGAAAUGAUUUUUAUCUACUUAAUCCACGUU